AUGCCCGCGACAGAGAAGGCGCAGAAGAAGUCCGAGACGGCGCAGAAGAAGUCGAUCCUCAUCCUUUCUAUGAAGCUUGACCCGAAGAUGGACGUGUUCAUGAAGAACUUCUCCAAGAAGUACGGCGAGGGAUCCAUCAUGAACUUGAACAAGUUCGACGCGGAUGUGCCAACCAUCUCGACAGGCGCCUUGACACUGGACUUGAAGCUGGGCGGUGGCGUGCCCUAUGGCCGGAUCGUUGAAGUCUACGGCCCGGAGCAAAGUGGCAAAACAACGCUUGCACUCUCCUGCGCGUACCAGGCGCAACAGAGUGGCAACCGCAAGCGCGUGGCAUUUCUGGAUGCCGAGCAGGCCCUGGACAGAUAUCUGGCAAAGAACAUGGGCCUCGACCUCUCCCCUGAUCGCUUCACCUUUUUGUGCGCCGGUUUCGCUGAGGAGGCAUGCGACCAGCUCCUGGAUGCCAUAGAAUCCAAGUGCUUCGACAUUGUGAUCUUGGACAGCGUGGGUGCCCUCACCCCGAAGGACGAGCUGGAUAAGGACAUGACGCAGAACACCAUCGGACUCCUGGCGCGCACCAUGAGCAAGUUCUUGCGGAAAGCCGUGAAGGUUGUAGCGGACUCUGACACCUGCCUCUUGAUCAUCAACCAGCUCAGAGCCAACAUUGGAGGCUACGGCAAUCCUGAGACAACCUGCGGUGGCAAAGCCCUUCCUUAUCAUGCCAGCAUGCGCCUGGAGGUCCGCUCUCCGAUGUCCGGAAAGAUGGGACCUGCGGAGGAGCCCACCGGAAUCCGCUCCGUCGUCCGAGUCAAGAAGAACAAGCUUGCCGCUCCGCACCGGAAGGCCGAGUUUGACAUCAUCUUCGGCAAGGGCAUCUCCUGGGAGAACAGCGUCGUGGAGGCAGGCAUUGACACGGGGCUGAUCCACAAAGCAGGCGCUUGGAUGAGCUAUGGCGAGCAUCGAGUGCAGGGCAAGGAGAAGAUGCGUGACCUCCUGGAGGAGCAUCCGGACGUGUGCAAGAAACUGGAAGGUGACAUUCGAUCUGCCGAGAAGACUGAGGGAAGCGAGCUGGAGGAGAAGGUGGAGGCGCCUCCUGCUCCGGAGCCUUCAGCUUCCUCCGCCGUCGCUGCCCCAGUACUAGUGGAGAAGCUGCAAUCGAAGGCACCCAAGGCACCAUCUGCUCCUGAGCCUUCAGCAUUCGCCGUCGCUGCCCCAGCGGAGAAGCCCCAGUCGAAGGCACCCCAGGUGCCGAAGAAGAUGAACGCGGCCGACCUGAAAGACGAGCUGCGCAAGCUUGGGCUUCCCACGACUGGCAACAAGGCGGAGCUCACGUCUCGGCUCCAGGAGGCCAAGCAGCCAGCAAAAUGA
Symbiodinium natans is the source of this 1365-nucleotide messenger RNA. NCBI's taxonomy places the organism in Eukaryota, Dinophyceae, Suessiales, Symbiodiniaceae. The record is from the annotation of a GenBank genome assembly.